AUGAUGCAGCAAAUAUAUCAACAGGAGCAAUCUCCAUCACAAGAAUCUCAAGGACAGCAAAUGGUAUUAUGUCCUGUGAGAGUAGUUUACGAAACUCAGAUGUUGGUACAGCCAGGCGAACAAAUGCAGCCUAACCAAACUAUUCUAAUCAAUCCUCAAAAUCCUCCACCUUGGAUACAGAACAGACCUGUACAAAAUCAAGUUUAUUAUGUACAGCAAAUGCCAACUAAUUAUAUGCAAACUACUCAGCAGCAUAUUGACCCAAAUCAACUAUAUAUACAAAAUUUUGCAUAUCAAAAUAUUCAACCAAUGUACGUUCAAAAUCCACAAGAACAAAUCCGACCUAUGCAAAUGGUACCUUCAAAUGUAGUACAUAGUAUACAAAACAAUAUGAGUUCAAACUUACAAAAUCAACGGAUAGUAUCAAAUCCACCUCAAAUGCCUCAAAAUAUGAAUACUGUUCAAAAUAUUCAGAACCAAAAUAUUCCUACGCACAGACAAAUAACUCCUAAUCAAAUAACACACAUAAAUGAACUAAUUAACAAUAUAAGACCGCAAGAAACCAAUGGACAAAAUGUUUAUAGACAACCAACACCUCAAAUUAUGCAUCAGGAUCAGAAAGUUCAGUUGCAUCAAACAUUUACGAUGGUUCCUAAUAAUAUGCAGACUAUGCAUAGACUUCCACAAGGUUAUGAACAAAGUAUAGGCAAUAUACGACCGAAGGCACAGCAGAAUAUAGCAAAUAUGCAACUAAUACAUCAAAAUACAGUAUCACCAAAUGUACAAGAAACUAGAAAGGUAGUAACGACAGUUAACAAAGGAAAUCAGCAUCAUAUCCCUACCGUACCUGUUAAGGCACCUCAAAAUUUCAGGCCUAUACAACCACGAACCAACCAAAUUAGAAAUAGUGGACCAAAUCUUAUAUCCGUCCAGUCAACGAACUCAAUGAUCCAACAUACUAUACCAAACACUAUUAGUAUAAACAACGUUCCUCGAAAGAUUUUACCAAAUAACGUGCCAAUAUCAAGCAGUAUAUCAAUAUCGAGUAAUGGUAAAAUUGAAGGGAAUAACAUUCCAAUGAAUAGAAAAAGAAAAAGUGAAUCACCUGAUGAGGUACAUAAGAAGAUAUCUAUUAAUAAUCACACUGAUAAUCCUAUUAUUAUCAAACGUAUAGAAAACGUUUCAAAUAAUGUCAAUUGUUCCGACGUUGGUGUAAAUACAAGUCCUAUCCACAAGCCAGAUGGCCGAAUUAUAAUGAAUAGUUUGCAAAUUACUCCAUUAAGACCGUCUAAUGAUAAGAAUACAAAAAUAAAAGAGGAAUUAGCAAAACCAGUAAGGACAAAUAUUCCCAUUUUAGAACCUCAAAAUGUUAGCGGAAAUAAUACUGUAAUACCUAAUGUUAGCGUUAAUAAUACUGUAAUACCUAAUUCACUUCCAAUAUUGCCCACAGAAAAGGACAAAUUAGUAAGAAAUACGGUAUACACGCAAGCACGAGGUAGAGUGCUUAAUGACAAGGAAAUAUGCUUUGAAAAUAAAAAAGUUAAUGAAUUAGAAAAUAAACAAGCAAUUCCAUCAGCAUCUAAAGAUAUUGACCAAAACCAACCGAUUCAAAUGGAGACUAAUGAGAUACAAAAGACUACAGAAGUUGUUAAUGAUAGUAAAAUUAAGAAAUUAGAUUAUAAAAUUAUAAAAGAAGAAACCAAAUUAAAUAAAACCCAGUCUCAUAGUACAACCACAGAUAAAUUAAAAGAAGAAAACAAAAUAGACAAAAUUCAGUUGAAUAGUUGUAAUACAGAUAUCAAAUUGAAAGAAGAAAGCAAACCAAACAAAAUAGAGCCUAAUAGUACAACUACAGAAAUAAAAUUGAAAGAAGAUAGAAAUUAUGUCUUAACUCAUGUUUUAGAUGGGUAUGUUAUUCAAGAGUCUAAUAUAGCUUUCCCGAUAAGGAAACCGCUGAAGGAAAAGUGUUUACAAAACAAUACCGAGGAAAUGGACCUAAAAAAAGAAGUUAAAGAAGAAAAAGAGACUGCAAUUAGAAAUAAUAGCAAAAUAUUAGAUAUUUCACAUCUUCAAAUAAAAGAGAUAGAGAAAAUGAAUGCUGAUAUGGAUAGUGAGAGAAAAAAUGAAGAUAAAGAAAAUCCAUUCACAAAUCUCAAACUGAGCAUUGUCAAGUCAUGGACGACUGAUCAGUUAGCGACACAUUUGAAUGAAUAUGCUUGGAAUGAAACAGUUUCGGUAUUACAAGAACAUGAAUUAGACGGUGAAUCUCUGUUCUUAGUAUCAAGAGGACAACUUGUAACUAUAGGAGUUAGCGAAGAACAUGCAGACAUCAUAUGUGAAUUUGUAAAAAGC
Brenthis ino (lesser marbled fritillary) is the source of this 2352-nucleotide messenger RNA. NCBI's taxonomy places the organism in Eukaryota, Metazoa, Arthropoda, Insecta, Lepidoptera, Nymphalidae. The record is from the annotation of a GenBank genome assembly.